Miscanthus lutarioriparius is the source of this 966-nucleotide messenger RNA. The record is from the annotation of a GenBank genome assembly. NCBI's taxonomy places the organism in Eukaryota, Viridiplantae, Streptophyta, Magnoliopsida, Poales, Poaceae.
AUGGAGGUCUGCCUCGACCUGGGGAUGGACAUCCUGUGGCUGUCGUGCGAGGGUCUGGGCCUCCGCCCCGACUACCUGGAGGGGGAUAUCAGUGGCGACGACGUCGUGCUCCACGUCGGCGGCUGGCCGGAGGUCGUCAUGGAGCAGGGCCUUCGGAAGCCGUUCACGCACUACGCCAUCCGCGAGACGUUGUGGCGCUUCCUGUCCGAGAACAGCAGCGCCAGGUUCGUUGUGGCGGGGCACAGCCUUGCCGGCAGCACCUGGGCCUCACCCUACUGCUUGUCACCCCACACCGGCGUCUGGCUUGCAUCCAAGGACGUUCCCAAGCAGAUCAAUUCAGGAUCCAUUGCUUCUAUUGUUGUGGCUACGACAUCAUCUCCGGCUGCAGUGGGCGCUCAAUUGGUGUUUAACGAAAUGCCAAGCUGGUACAUCAUCAUCCUCAACCUUGCAUAUUCAGUUGAUGUUGUGCCUACUUUUUCUGCAUCCGAGUCAUAUAUUGUUCAGAAGGUGUUUGUGAGACUGCUUGUUGAGAAUCAAGUGCAUCUUGCAUCAAUCAGAGAUAGCGCCCAACUAAGGCCGCUUCCUUGGCCAUCCUUCUCUAGUUAUGCAGCUUCUGUGCAGUUGAACACCUCCAUACCAGUGGUACUUCACCAGAUGGGUUCCCUCUUUUGUUGGCUAGAAUUUACACAGUUGAGGUUGUGCCAUCUUUGGCUACCUGGUCCUAAUUCUCCUGAUGGAGUUCUUGUUAUUUCAGCAGACAGUUCCAAGUGUCAGCCCUGUGUAUUACUAAGGCAACUUGACAGUGCAAAGGCUCAGCGACAUGUACACAUGUCUGCGCCUGUGUGUUUGAUUGUUGCUCAAAUUAUUUUAGUCCCUUGGAAGUUUUGGACAUGGUUCCACAGAUGUACCUCUGAUCUGUUUAUGCAGUUGACAGUUCCUUUGGUCACCACGUGUUUGGGCAUAUAG